This is a messenger RNA of Helobdella robusta, 567 nucleotides long. RefSeq lists its product as hypothetical. The coding region runs from base 1 to 567 and encodes 188 amino acids. NCBI's taxonomy places the organism in Eukaryota, Metazoa, Annelida, Clitellata, Rhynchobdellida, Glossiphoniidae. The record is from RefSeq and is a predicted model, not a curated record. The transcript has 2 exons.
AUGGUCAUCACCAUCAUCGUUAUCAUCACCAUCGUCACCAUCAUCAUCGUCUUCAUCAUCAUCUUCCUCUUCUCCUCAUCUUACGACCGGCAUCAUCAGCUGCUGCAGCAAUUUCCAGUGUCACUUCUGUGUGACAUGCAUAAGUUUCUACGCAGAAUCAGAAUGAAUGUAAAGACAUUUUAUGGCUCAAAAGCAAAAAAGGUCAUUUCUGCAUCAACUUUGAAUGAGCUAUUAGAUACCAUCACAGCUCAUCCCUCUCAAGCAGCUGAUGUGUUUAUUAUGCCACCUGGAGAGAUCUCUGAUGGUGAUUCUGAUAAAUCUGACUUGGAGGAUGGCAGUAAUAUUGCUGACCAUUUUUCAAGAAAAAUUUUAAAAGCGCCAGCUGAAGCUGCAGUUCAGGAUGACGGUGACGAUGAACUUGAAAACUCAAAUGUUGUAGGGCCAGUUUCAGAAAAGCAUGUUGUCUGCAAAUUGGAGAAGAAAGAUAAAGAAACUCAGGAGUUCGAACCAAAGAAGAAAAAAAUUAGAAUGUCAAAUUGUCAUAUUGUUAAGUGGAAAAAAAAGUGA